Messenger RNA from Apodemus sylvaticus (European woodmouse), 880 nucleotides. It is a transcript of the gene Lsm4, whose product is annotated as LSM4 homolog, U6 small nuclear RNA and mRNA degradation associated. The transcript is spliced from 6 exons. Gene Ontology annotation, molecular function: U6 snRNA binding. Gene Ontology annotation, biological process: mRNA splicing, via spliceosome; nuclear-transcribed mRNA catabolic process; spliceosomal snRNP assembly. Lineage: Eukaryota; Metazoa; Chordata; Mammalia; Rodentia; Muridae. Gene Ontology annotation, cellular component: P-body; U6 snRNP; spliceosomal tri-snRNP complex. The coding region runs from base 177 to 593 and encodes 138 amino acids. The record is from RefSeq and is a predicted model, not a curated record.
GGCUUGUGCUGCGGCCUUUUGCGUCGCUCAGGUACCGCACUUUACGACCGCCCCUCAAUCCCACGGUGGGAAUACGGCUCGGCCUGCCUUCUUGUUCCCUAGGCUCGGGCGCGCGGUGUGCCGCCGGUGGGAGCGCGAGUGGCUGUGCAGCGGCGGAAGUUAUCUCUGCAGGGAAGAUGCUUCCCUUGUCGCUGCUGAAGACGGCGCAGAAUCACCCCAUGCUGGUGGAGCUGAAGAACGGAGAGACGUACAACGGGCACCUGGUGAGCUGCGACAACUGGAUGAACAUCAACCUUCGAGAGGUGAUCUGCACGUCACGGGAUGGCGACAAGUUCUGGAGGAUGCCCGAGUGCUACAUCCGCGGCAGCACCAUCAAGUACCUGCGCAUCCCCGAUGAGAUCAUCGACAUGGUGCGGGAGGAGGCCGCCAAGGGCCGCGGACGGGGAGGCCCGCAGCAGCAGAAGCAGCAGAAAGGCCGAGGCAUGGGCGGCGUUGGCCGAGGUGUGUUUGGCGGCCGGGGCCGGGGUGGCAUCCCAGGCGCAGGCCGUGGCCAGCCCGAGAAGAAGCCAGGACGGCAGGCGGGCAAGCAGUGAGCCGGCCCAGCCCGGCCCAGGCCCGUGGGCGAGGCCUCCGGACUCCUUUGCGCUAAGCCGCACUUGGCAUCUGGUCCGGUGAAGUCCCUGGCUGGCACUCACUUGGUUCUGGAAGGUUCCGAGUCUGCAUUGCCUGUGGAGCCUUGGAAGCCCUCUGAAGGCUGCUUCAGGUUCGUGGAGCUUCACGGCGGAGCUGCAGGCUCAAGCGCAGGGCAGCUUGCCUGUCCUUUCCCAGCUGCACCCCUUACGUUUUCUGUUGAAAAAUAAAGGCAAACACUAUGGCAGGA